This is a messenger RNA of Lotus japonicus, 1642 nucleotides long. Its product is annotated as photosynthetic NDH subunit of subcomplex B 1, chloroplastic. Gene Ontology annotation, molecular function: glycosyltransferase activity. The transcript has 6 exons. Gene Ontology annotation, cellular component: NAD(P)H dehydrogenase complex (plastoquinone); chloroplast. The record is from RefSeq and is a predicted model, not a curated record. Lineage: Eukaryota; Viridiplantae; Streptophyta; Magnoliopsida; Fabales; Fabaceae. Gene Ontology annotation, biological process: photosynthetic electron transport in photosystem I. The coding region runs from base 67 to 1461 and encodes 464 amino acids.
ACUAAUGUGUUUGUAAUGUAUCAUCAUGCAAGCAAGGCAAAAAAGGAAGCAACUUAGAAAAAUUCAAUGGCUGCAGCUUACUAUAUAGUGCCAAGUCCAAAAGCUUUCUCAUCUUUACCUUCCAUUCCAUCAUGUCAUCAAACACAUGUUUCAUUAUUGGGUUCAUUAGACUAUCCAUUCCAUAACUCUACUACUAGGAGAAGAAAUGUUGAGGUCAAUUUGAAGAAGAAGAACCCUUGGCUUGACCCAUUUGAUGAGGGGGAAGACCCUGAGUUGGAGUAUGGGUCCUUGUUUGCAGAUGGUAAGCAGGACGAGGAUCCGAGGCCGCCGGAUAACCCGGACAGUCCAUACGGGUACUUGAAAUUCCCUGCUGGAUAUUCAGUGGAGAUAGCUUCCUUGGGCUUGAAAGUGAGGGGAGAUGUGAGGAGGUGCUGCUGUGUGAUCGGUGGUGGUGUUUAUGAGAGCCUCUUGUUCUUUCCGGUUAUUCAGUUGAUUAAGGACAGGUACCCGGGGGUUCAGAUUGAUGUGGUGGCGGGCGAGAGGGGGAAGCAGACGUUUGAGUUGAAUAAGAAUGUGAGGUGGGCGAAUGCUUAUGACCUUGAUAAUGAUUUUCCAGAGCCAGCAGAGUAUACUGAUAUGGUUGGAGUUCUAAAGAAUAGGUAUUAUGACAUGGUCUUAAGUACCAAAUUGGCAGGCCUAGGCCAUGCAGCAUUUUUGUUUAUGACCACUGCCAGAGACAGAGUUAGCUAUAUCUACCCAAAUGUGAAUGCUGCAGGAGCAGGACUAUUUUUAUCAGAAACAUUCACACCAGAUGCUCUAAAUCUUUCAGAGGGAGGAUAUCAUAUGUAUCAUCAGAUGGUUGACUGGCUAGGAAGACCAUUUCGAAGCAUUCCAAGGGAACCUGUGCUGCCACUUAGGGUGUCAAUUUCAAGGAAGCUGAAGGAGGUUGUAGAGCAAAAAUACACAAAAGCAGGUGUAAAAAAAGGAAAAUAUAUUGUGAUUCAUGGGAUACAAUCAGAUUCAAACGCCUCAAUGCAGUCUGCGGGUGAUCCUGAUAGCUUGCUACCCAUUGAAGUGUGGGCUGAUAUUGCAGAGUCUAUAAGGGGAUUUACACCACUUUUUGUCAUUCCACAUGAGAAAGAAAGGGAAAAUGUGGAGGAAAUCGUGGGAGAAGAAGCCUCCAUUAUCUUCAUCACCACCCCUGGACAGAUGGCUGCUCUUAUUAACGACUCAGCUGGAGUUAUAGCCACCAAUACAGCUGCCAUUCAGCUUGCAAAUGCACGUGACAAGCCAAGUAUUGCACUAUUUGGCUCUGAAGAGAAGGGUAACAAGUUUGUUCCACUGGCUGAAGAGAAGAAAUGCAUUGUAAUAUCAUCCAAGACAGGGAAGUUGAUUGAUAUUGAUGUUAAGGCUGUGAAAAAUGCAAUUCAAACUUUCAGUGUGUCUUUUGCUUUAGUAUAGUAGGAGAAGGCAAUGGGAAGGUUUCUGGAGUUCAGGUUAUGUGAUUGUAUUAAUAGUAAAGGCAAUGUAUAUCACUGUAUCUACAGAUUUAUGCUCGACUUCAUGUUCCAGAUGGGAAACAAGAAUAUGAAAAUGAAAGUCAAAACACUGUUAUAAAGAGGAAGGUCUUUAAGGAUGAAAA